CCUUGCUGACCGACUCACUCACCUGCUCUCUCCCAACGCCGUUUGUCCUUUGUGCCAUUCUUAGCACUUAUUCCCCUUGGAAACUCGCGUUUGUAGUACGACGCAUUCUCUCUUUGCAUUUCUCACUGCACUGCACGCUUUUCUCCGUGUUUAGCUUGAUACCAAGAGACUUUUUGUUGUUGGCAGUUCUUUGAGUUUUUGACGUCUUUACGGUUUGUUUCAUUAGUAGCCUCGACUCUGAUUUAGGCCUCGUGUUUUUGCGUUACUACAUUGCAUUAUGUCUACAGAAUUGCGUAGAAAGCUGGUUAUCGUCGGUGACGGUGCAUGCGGAAAAACAUGUCUGUUGAUUGUUUUUUCUAAGGGAACGUUCCCUGAAGUGUAUGUUCCCACUGUGUUUGAGAACUACGUCGCUGAUGUGAAUGUUGAUGGUCGUCAUAUCGAGCUUGCCCUGUGGGAUACUGCUGGUCAAGAGGAUUACGAUCGUUUGCGUCCAUUGUCAUACCCCGAUUCACAUGUCAUCUUAAUCUGUUUUGCCGUUGACGCUCCUGAGAGUUUGGACAAUGUUCAGGAGAAGUGGAUUUCUGAGGUUCUGCACUUCUGCUCCAACUUGCCCAUUAUUCUUGUUGCUUGUAAGAAGGAUUUGCGCAACGACCCUAAGACUAUUGAGGAGUUGUCGAAGACGAACGAGAAGCCGAUUUCUUCUGAGGAAGGUGAAGCUGUUGCACAGAAGAUUGGUGCAUUUAAGUAUCUUGAGUGUUCUGCAAAGCAGAAUGAUGGCGUCCAAGAGGUGUUCGAAACUGCAGCCCGUGCAAGCAUGAUGAAGUACAAAGCACCUUCCCGUCAAAAGAUGAAGAAGAAGCGUUGCAUCGUUCUUUAAGCUCGCUGAAGAACAUUGCUCUUCUUUUCUCUUUACGGCGUGCUAUAUGCAGCCAGACACGAGUUGAUCACUAGACCCCAUGGAAUUUUUCCUUUGUAGGUCUAUCGCCUCUUCCCUUUUCCCAUGUACAAACUCGUAUAUUUCCAUCCGCUUUGUUACUACGAAAUCUGCACGUACUGUUGCUGCUGCUGCUGCAUGUCUCUAUGUACUAUCUAUAACCUUUUCCCAUUAAUACGUUACUACCGAUGGUCAUUGUAUGUCAUUUUCGGUACGAACUAUAUAUAUAUUCAGCAUGCAUUUCCCACAUGGCGCUUCAUCAAUGUUUCUCAUUAAACGCACAAUACGUCGGCUAUUGUCAGUUUACUCAAGAUCAUAAAUUUAUUCAUUGCUUAUAAUUUAUUGCUGUAAUAAAGACACGUUUUUACAACACAAACAAA
This is a messenger RNA of Schizosaccharomyces japonicus yFS275, 1314 nucleotides long. Its product is annotated as rho family GTPase Rho5. Bases 278 to 877 code for a protein of 199 amino acids. Gene Ontology annotation, molecular function: GTP binding; G protein activity; GTPase activity. The transcript has 2 exons. Gene Ontology annotation, cellular component: cell tip; plasma membrane; cell division site. Gene Ontology annotation, biological process: regulation of fungal-type cell wall biogenesis. The record is from RefSeq and is a predicted model, not a curated record. NCBI's taxonomy places the organism in Eukaryota, Fungi, Ascomycota, Schizosaccharomycetes, Schizosaccharomycetales, Schizosaccharomycetaceae.